GAAGAUCCAGACUUAUCUUUGUUGUCUAAUAUGGCAUUGCUAUUGCGCGAUGCUAUUCCACGUGGAAUACAAGUCAAGGGAAGCGUCAGUUACCCGCAUAGCUUCACAGGAAAGGAUGUGGUUUCUACUAUCGAAGCAAUCAUUCCCAAGGAGAAGCUAGAUUGGGCAGCGCAAGGAAUGAUAUCUGCGACAUACACAGCUACAGAUGAUCGACAAAUUGCGCUAUCUAUUGCAAAGUCGUUGAAAAAAGAGCUAUUCUUUCACGAAGUCGAUUGGGGUUCGAGCGAACUGGAAGAUGGGGUGGAAGAGGUGUACAUGUUCUUGGAGGAUAGCAUGGGGGAACAUGUACAAAAGGCAAAUGAUUUCGAUGUCGAACUAUCCCGUGCCUCCUUUGGGGGUAAUCAGCUUCACAGGGGACAAAUGACGCGGGCAAAUGAUCUCGUCGACCUACCGACGGGGGUAUUCACCCCAUUGACAUCUUGCUACAGUGCUUUAUGUCGUGAUCCUAACGCACCACCAAAUAAAGCUUGCUAUAGCUACAGCUGUCCGAGAUCACAACAAAGCAAACAAGUUGCAAACGACGUACGAACAUCUAUUGCAGAAGAUCCAAGCGCAGCAAAAGGGGCGAAAUCAGUACCGGGAGCUUCGCAUAAUGCAAUUGCAUGGUCCGAUACUGUAUCAGCAGACAUGCUCAAGACGUUAUCAAAGGGUGAGAUCAAAAGACAGAAUGCAAUUCUCGAACUUAUUCAAAAAGAGGAAGAGUUCUUGAAUGAUCUGGAAUUGCUCGAAAAUUUGUUCUUGAACCGUUUGUUGCGAUCUCCAGCGGUGACUGACCAGCAAAGCAGUUUGCACGAUGAAAAACAACGACUGGAUUUCGUUCAAGAAGUGUUCUCGAAUCAUAUUGAAUUGACAAAUGUGAUUCGCGCUCUGGUUGAAAAACUUCAUAUUCGACAAAGGGAAGAUGGACCGGUUGUGCGUCACAUUGGAGAUAUCUACCUAGAUGCAGCCCUUGAAUGGGGAACAGCAUUUGAAAGAAAUAUGACCAGUUUCCCUAUGGCCAAACAUCGCCUUCAACGCGAAUCAAGCCGCAUUCCACUUUUGGCUACGUUCUUAGAGGAAUGCAGAAGAGAUCCAGCUUGUCAUAAAUUGCCUAUGGAUCACUUCCUUCAACGUGCAACGACUCGAUUGCCACGUUACAAUUUGCACUUCAAAUCGAUUGUGAAGGAUACUGAUGACAAGAAUGCUGAUAAGCAAAGUUUAACACAAGCGGUAGAAUUGGUCGAUGAGCAGUGUAAAUCGAUUCAAAAAGGGGUCGCUGCUGCCGAAACCAAGGUCAAAAUUCGAGAAUAUGCUUAUAAUUUAUCAACGAAGCGCAUGAAGGUUGCUAUUCAUAUGGAUUUGCUCAAUCCUGAAAGGCAAUUGGUACAUCAAGGCCGUGUUUAUCGAAAGCCUGACUUCACAGACUUUGAAUGGCAAGAUCUGUUGGCCGUCCUAUUUGACAAUUACUUUGUCAUCACCAAGACCAAGAAGCGAGAAGAAGGAGAAAGAAUUGUGUCGCGAUUCGUAUUGGAGAAGAGACCGAUUGCAGUGGAAAUGAUCCAGAUCGCGGGUUCUGCGGAAGCGCCUGUCUCGCGCUCGCUUGGAUUGAGCAAUUUCCAUCUACGAACCGAUCGAGAGAAUCGAGAUUUAUUCCCAUUAACUAUUACUCAUUUAGCAGGAAAAACGGAACCUCUCACUUUUUAUGCUGCCAACAAAGCCGAGAGAGAUGAAUGGAGAGCCAAGAUUGAAGAAGCGAUCGGACUGCGCCUAGCAGUGCAAGAGGCGAAUAAAUUGUUCGAAAUCUGGCCAAUUUCUUCUGACCUCUUUGCCUUACCUCCGAUCAAUAGUCUGGAUCCAGAAAAGCCACCCCCUGGUGUCAGUGCUGCUGAUUUCCACGGAAAUGUGACAUGUGCAGUACCAUUCAGGACGAGAGAUGGUCGUAGGUUGAUCGCUAUCGGUUGCGCUGAUGGUGUUUGGAUAGGAUUGCGUAAUGACGCCAAAUCAUUGCGAAAGGUUUUGCAUCUCAAAUUGGUGAUGCAAUGUGCUGUUUUGGAGGAAUUUGGCAUAUUUGUAGUUUUGGCGGAUAAGGUCUUGAUUUCGUACAGUUUGGAUGCUCUCGUACCAAGUGCAAAUUCACCUAACAUCUCUAGACCACCGCAAAAGUUAAGCGGCAAUCGAGAUGUGAUGUUCUUUGCUGUGGGAAAAGUCAAAGAACGUACGCUUUUGGUUUAUAUGAAGAAGAAGCCUAACGAAAGUGUGUUUAGAGCAUUGGAGCCAGUUAAUACGACCGGUAAGGGCGAUCACACGAAAGGAGGAUCAGGCGGAGGAGGCUUGUUCGGCAAAUUUGGAAAAGACUCAAAAUCCUCGGACUGGUUCCGUGAAUACAAGACGUUCUUUAUUCCUUCCGAAGCCUAUUCGAUGCAAUUUUUACGAUCCAAAUUAUGCAUCGUAUGUGCACGUGGUUUUGAGAUCAUUGAUUUGGAUCAUUUGAUCCCAGGCACAAUUCCGGACUUUUCUACAACUCGAGAUGAUCCGAGGGUGUAUACUUUGAACAGGCGAAUUGAAGCGGUGAAGCCAUUAGGGAUGUUCAAAAAUCGAGAAGGAGAAUUCAUUUUGUGUUAUGAUGGAUUUGCUUGCUUUGUCGAUCGCCACGGUUCGCCAAUCAAGUUAGAUCAAAUUAUCGAAUGGGAAGGAAGUCCACAUUCAACGGCAUUCAAAGAACCGUUUUUGUUGGCAUUUGAUGCGCGAUUUAUUGAAGUUCGUGACAGCGUUUCGGGUCAAUUGGUUCAACUGAUACGCACAAAUGAGUUACGCAAUGUUACAUUUAGCAGCAGUACAGUGUCAGAUGAAGAAGAUGCAGUUAUCCUUGUUCAAAGGAUUCGAUCCAGUCAAAGACGAGCAUAUGACUUCCAACAAGUAUUUGAAUUGAUUGGAACG
Molecule: messenger RNA, 2976 nt
Organism: Meira miltonrushii
Lineage: Eukaryota; Fungi; Basidiomycota; Exobasidiomycetes; Exobasidiales; Brachybasidiaceae
Exons: 1
Biological process (GO): intracellular signal transduction
Molecular function (GO): guanyl-nucleotide exchange factor activity
Source: RefSeq, a predicted model, not a curated record